AGAGAGAGGCAGAGAGAGAGAAUCCAUUGGUUUAGGUUUGGACUGACUUGACAGGUUCAGUUGGAGCCGAUCAUAGGUGGCUACUGUGACAAAGGGAAAUCGUGCUUUUCCAGCAUGCUUACUGACCCUGAUUUACCUCAGGAGUUUGAGAGGAUGUCUUCCAAGCGACCAGCCUCUCCGUAUGGGGAGACAGAUGGAGAGGUAGCCAUGGUGACAAGCAGACAGAAAGUGGGAGAGGAGGAGAGCGAGAGGCUCCCAGCCUUUCACCUUCCCUUACAUGUGAGUUUUCCCAACAAGCCUCACUCUGAGGAAUUUCAGCCAGUUUCUCUGCUGACGCAAGAGACUUGUGGUCCUAGGACCCCCCCUGCUCAGCGCAACACAAUGGAAGUCGAUGGCAAUAAAGUUAUGUCUUCAUUAGCCCCAUACAACUCAUCUACCUCACCUCAGAAGGCAGAAGAUGGUGGGCGACAGAGUGGCGAGUCCGUGUCUGGCACAGCCCUGGGAACUCCGGAGCGGCGCAAGGGCAGUUUAGCGGAUGUGGUGGACACCUUAAAGCAGAGGAAAAUGGAAGAGCUCAUCAAGAAUGAGCCCGAAGAUACACCCAGUAUUGAAAAGCUACUCUCAAAGGACUGGAAAGACAAGCUCCUGGCAAUGGGAUCAGGGAACUUUGGAGAAAUAAAAGGGACUCCGGAGAGCCUUGCUGAGAAGGAACGACAGCUCAUGGGGAUGAUCAACCAGCUGACCAGUCUGCGAGAGCAACUCCUGGCUGCCCACGAUGAGCAGAAGAAACUGGCUGCCUCGCAGAUAGAGAAGCAGCGCCAGCAGAUGGAAUUGGCCAAGCAGCAGCAGGAGCAGAUCGCGAGGCAGCAGCAGCAGCUUCUGCAGCAACAACACAAAAUCAACUUGCUUCAGCAACAGAUCCAGCAGGUUCAAGGUCAGCUGCCGCCAUUGAUGAUCCCUGUGUUCCCUCCUGACCAGCGGACCCUCGCUGCAGCUGCCCAACAAGGGUUCCUCCUUCCUCCUGGCUUCAGCUACAAGGCUGGGUGCAGUGACCCUUACCCUGUUCAGCUGAUCCCAACCACCAUGGCAGCUGCCGCUGCAGCGACCCCAGGCUUAGGCCCACUCCAGCUGCAGCAGUUCUAUGCUGCCCAGCUAGCCGCAAUGCAGGUUUCUCCAGGAGGGAAGCUCCUAGGCCUACCCCAAGGCAACCUUGGUGCUGCCGUGUCUCCUACCAGCAUUCACACAGACAAGAGCACAAACAGUCCACCACCCAAAAGCAAGGAUGAGGUGGCACAGCCACUGAACCUAUCAGCUAAACCCAAGACCUCGGAUGGCAAAUCACCCACAUCACCCACCUCUCCCCACAUGCCAGCUCUGAGAAUAAACAGUGGAGCGGGCCCCCUCAAAGCCUCUGCCCCGGCAACGUUAGCUAGUCCUUCAGGAAGAGUUAGCACAAUAGGUUAUUUAAAUGACCAUGAUGCUGUCACCAAGGCAAUCCAAGAAGCUCGACAGAUGAAGGAGCAGCUCAGGCGGGAGCAGCAGGCGCUGGACGGGAAGGUGGCCGUAGUGAAUAGCAUAGGUCUCAACAACUGCCGGACAGAAAAGGAAAAAACAACACUGGAGAGUCUGACUCAGCAACUGGCGGUGAAGCAGAGUGAAGAAGGGAAGUUUAGCCAUGGAGUGAUGGAUUUCAACAUGAGUGGGGACUCAGACGGAAGUGCCGGAGUUUCAGAGUCAAGAAUUUACAGGGAAUCUAGGGGGCGUGGGAGCAACGAGCCCCACAUAAAGCGUCCAAUGAAUGCCUUCAUGGUGUGGGCGAAAGAUGAACGGAGGAAAAUCCUUCAGGCUUUUCCUGACAUGCACAAUUCCAACAUCAGCAAGAUACUGGGGUCUCGCUGGAAAGCUAUGACUAACCUAGAGAAACAGCCAUAUUACGAGGAGCAGGCUCGCCUCAGCAAGCAGCACCUGGAGAAGUACCCAGACUAUAAGUACAAGCCCAGACCUAAGCGCACCUGCUUGGUGGACGGCAAGAAGCUUCGCAUCGGGGAGUACAAGGCCAUCAUGCGGAACCGGAGGCAGGAAAUGCGACAGUACUUCAAUGUUGGGCAACAAGCACAGAUUCCCAUUGCGACCACUGGAGUUGUGUACCCUGGAGCCAUUGCCAUGGCGGGAAUGCCAUCCCCUCACCUGCCCUCAGAGCACUCGAGUGUGUCCAGCAGCCCAGAGCCUGGGAUGCCCUUGAUUCAGAGCACUUACAGUGUGAAGGGAGAGGAGCCUCACAUCAAAGAGGAGAUUCAGGCUGAGGACAUCAACGGAGAGAUUUACGAUGAGUAUGAUGAGGAAGAAGAUGACCCAGAUGUGGAUUAUGGGAGUGACAGCGAAAACCAUAUCGCGGGACAAGCCAACUGAUAAGGGCCAACAGACUGUUGCGUGGCGAGCCGAGGACUUAAAGAAGCCCUAGCUGCUCCAUCCUUACCAGUGGCCAAGCACAUUAACUUUCUCAUACACUGACUGUUAUUUGAACUGUUAGUCUUAAAUAGUUGGGACAUCAGCUGACAAAUAGACCUCAGCCUCAAAAGGCUCGGAAAGGAAACAAUUUCCAAGCAGACAACAUCAACAAGAGAUUGAAAUAAGCUAUGGGUAAAACAAAGCCAGUAACUCAGCUGCUAGACCCCAGCACUGAAGUCUCACCCGUCAACUUUUUUUUUUUUUUAAUAAACUUUAUGGCUGUUUGUUCUAUAA
Messenger RNA from Phodopus roborovskii (desert hamster), 2742 nucleotides. RefSeq names its product SRY-box transcription factor 5 (gene Sox5). Gene Ontology annotation, biological process: regulation of transcription by RNA polymerase II; cell fate commitment; positive regulation of chondrocyte differentiation. Gene Ontology annotation, molecular function: RNA polymerase II cis-regulatory region sequence-specific DNA binding; DNA-binding transcription factor activity, RNA polymerase II-specific. Gene Ontology annotation, cellular component: nucleus. The record is from RefSeq and is a predicted model, not a curated record. The transcript has 15 exons. The coding region runs from base 115 to 2409 and encodes 764 amino acids. Lineage: Eukaryota; Metazoa; Chordata; Mammalia; Rodentia; Cricetidae.